UACGAACAAAAUGCUUUGCAAAAUGAAAACUUUUGUAAUAUUGUCUAUUUUAAUUUAUAAUGUUUUUGGACACUUUAAUGGAAUCUCAUCGCUAAUCCGACAUAAAAGAAACGCAGUAGGUGCUUUGGAGAUUGUGCACAAUAAUGCACAGCCGAUUCACGCUGAGGUCAAACCCGAAACCCGGGUAGCACCUGCGGCAAUUGAAGCUUCCACUGUGAAGAAAAGUAAUGAUCCGGGACCGAACUCUGGCCUUCCAAUUACGGAUAAGGUAACACCACCUGAACACGUGGUAUACGACAAUAAGCCACUUCGCAGAUCGUCGCCUCUAAUAAGCAAGCUCGAAUUAAUUCGAAACGUGACAAGGACGAUUACUUUACUUGUGCUGAUUCUCUCCGCUGUGGUAGAAUUCUUUCCGUUGCUUCAACAAUUGUAUUUCUUGUAUUACUUAUGA
This is a messenger RNA of Hyposmocoma kahamanoa, 451 nucleotides long. RefSeq lists its product as uncharacterized. NCBI's taxonomy places the organism in Eukaryota, Metazoa, Arthropoda, Insecta, Lepidoptera, Cosmopterigidae. The coding region runs from base 11 to 451 and encodes 146 amino acids. The transcript has 3 exons. The record is from RefSeq and is a predicted model, not a curated record.